AUGCUGCAACGGGAAGUGCAGGCACUGCUGGACGAAGGAGUAACCUACAUCCAGCUGGAUUCCCUGCGCUACGUUAUCGAGUUGGCGGACGUCCGCCGCCGCCAGCAAAUGCUUCAGGCCGGAGAGGAUCUGGACCAGGCCCUGGAGAACACUAUCGCCGCCGACAACGCCACCCUGCGAAACGCACGGCGCCCUAGCGUCACCAUAGCCAUGCACAUGUGCCGGGGCAACAAUCGCAGCGCCUGGCGUUCCGAAGGCGGCUACGAUGUAGUUGCGGAACGCGCUUUUGCCUCGCUAGACGUGGACAGAUUUCUGCUGGAGUAUGACACCGAGCGGGCAGGGGGAUUUGAACCGCUCCGCUUCAUGCCUUCAGACAAGGUCGUGGUCCUGGGUCUGAUUAGCUCCAAGAAUCCGCAAUUGGAGUCGCAAGACCAGCUUUUGCGGCGCAUCGAUGAAGCAGCCAAAUACGUCCCCAUCGAGAAUCUGGCGCUAAGCCCGCAAUGUGGGUUCGCUUCCACGGCCCCAGGCAACAUGCUGUCGCCGGAAGAACAGAAACGAAAACUGGAACUUGUGGUGGAUACUGCCAGAAAAGUUUGGGGGUAG
Messenger RNA from Geodia barretti, 603 nucleotides. The record is from the annotation of a GenBank genome assembly. Lineage: Eukaryota; Metazoa; Porifera; Demospongiae; Tetractinellida; Geodiidae.